GCAGUAGCUAUUUCUAUAUUAACAUUACUACUUCUAUUGUUAACAUAACAUUUUUACUUUCUUAACAGCAACAUCUUGCGUUGCCAACUUUUUACAUACUACCCAUAUGGCUACAGCUGUCAAAUGAAUUUUGACAGUUCGUAAUUUUUUUUGUCAUUGAACCCCAAAAACUAUUUUGGGAUAUAUAAAUUUUUUAUAAAUGUUUUAUUAAAAGAAAAUUUUGGCCAAAUUUUACAUAAAUUAUAAAACGAAAGUGUAAGCAGUGCAAUAAAUGAAUCCCAUCAUUGGUCAAGCAGACUUUCAUGCAGCGACUGCGGCCACUGCAGCUGCAGCAGCCUCAUCAAAUACAUGUCCAUUACAUCAAACAACAAUGGAUUCAGUUGAAUCAGAAACAUCAGAAGGAGGGCAAUGGUCAUCCGAAGAAUGUGGUUAUAUGGAUGGUGAUUCACAGCGUGCAAAUAAUCAAAGCGAUAUCGUACCAACAUAUCCACAAUUUGGUUGGGUCGAUAUAACGAAAGACUUUUUUGAUUCAUGUAAUGAACUGAGUUUAGGUGAGCUAGCGCAAGAUAUAAUGUUUGGUCUGCUUGAAGCCAUGUCAGCUAUCGAAAUGAUGGAUCCAAAAAUGGACAUGGGCAUGGGCUAUAAUAAAAAUGAUAAACCUGCAUACACUUUCGAAACCGCAGUAGAGGCUGGAGUUUUAAAAUUAGAAAAUUUGACUGUAGAAGAAUAUUUAGGUGUCUUUGAUUCACUAUUUGCUUGUAUUGUAUCUUGGUUAGAAGGUAACUCAAUGGACCAAGUGCUACUCACAUGUCUAUACUUACAUGCGCCAGCUAAGAUAAAGGACAAAUCAUUACGUAGCUUUUGCUAUGCAGUACGAAAUCUUGUAUUAAUUAUUAAAAAAAUUGUUGUGAUAAGCAGCGUAAAUGAAGAAGAAGAUUUUCAAUAUUAUGGUAAUUUAGCCAUAAUGUCAGCGGAGGAGUCAUUACCGUAUGCGGUAACAACACAAAUUAAAGAAGCUGAAGACGAAUUAUUGCGUCAAAAUAAAAAUUCAGCACAACCUGAAGAUAUCAUGCCAGUGGUGCAUCGUUUAAGGUAUAUGCGACAUUUUUAUCAUGCAAUAUAUCUAUUCGACUUUGCAACAUCAACUUCACCGGAUGAAGCCAUCAUUAACGAAAUCUAUAAAAAUUUAAAUGCAACAUUAGAGCUGGUACCGCAAAUAAAACGCACUAUUGACAAAGGCACACCACCAGAGGAAGACUCUGAUCUUCCAAAUCCGAUGGGAUACUCAUCGCGUAUACAUAAUCGUAGUCAACCGCCAACCUUUCCACGUACAGUCAAAAUACGUGAUCGACAUUCGAGUAUACAAUUUUAUGAAGAAGUAGCGCUACACUUGAAACACGCCUGCAAAGUAAUCAAAAUGCGCGAUUAUUAUACAGUUUUGAAUUUUUUCAUAGACUUUAGUCGGAGAUAUGGAAAUUGUAUACUUUCACGCAGUAUUCUACAGGCAUUAUUUAUGUCACACGAUCGUCUUAUAUUCGGCACAAUACCCAUGAAAGACUUUCUUUGGGAUUCAGUGCGAGCAUUCAAUUCUCCACCCAUACUAAAUCCAAAACACGCAUUAGCCACAGAUCGCAAAAUACAAAUGCAUUUGGAAACUUUCUUUCGUUAUUGUGCCUCCAUGUCAACUUUUGUGCAAUUCAUACGCAUUUGCGGUUACAACAGAGCAAGGCAACGUGAGAAGCUAUCAAGAUUUUUAGAGAGUUUUGAGUCAAUACAAGUAGAGGCUGCACGUUUGGACUCGCAUUUGAGCGUGUUAGCUAGUGAAAAGGCGGCCGAGGGGAAUGAACCACAUGCCACAGCACUCAAGUAUAGCGCACAAUUCUCAACUUGGGUACAUUAC
Molecule: messenger RNA, 1900 nt
Organism: Teleopsis dalmanni
Lineage: Eukaryota; Metazoa; Arthropoda; Insecta; Diptera; Diopsidae
Product: N-alpha-acetyltransferase 35, NatC auxiliary subunit homolog
Exons: 5
Biological process (GO): N-terminal peptidyl-methionine acetylation
Cellular component (GO): NatC complex
Source: RefSeq, a predicted model, not a curated record